Molecule: messenger RNA, 2635 nt
Organism: Brassica napus (rape)
Lineage: Eukaryota; Viridiplantae; Streptophyta; Magnoliopsida; Brassicales; Brassicaceae
Product: pentatricopeptide repeat-containing protein At2g15980-like
Exons: 1
Coding region: 42-1526 (494 amino acids)
Molecular function (GO): protein binding
Source: RefSeq, a predicted model, not a curated record
AUUCCUUAAAAAGUUAGAAACAUAACUCCAGUCACUUGAGAAUGUCAAGCUCAACACUAAAACGGAUCCUCCACCGGACCCUAAACCCCAAACCCGACUCGACCCAUUCCUCUUCAAUCUCUCUCUUCACCACCGUCUCUUCUCCACCGUCCGAUCCCUCAAACCCUACUUCUCCAUCAGAUCCACUCGUCACCGACGCCGUCUCAAUCCUCACUCACCACCGCUCCAAAUCCCGAUGGUCCACUCUCCGAUCACUGACCCCUUCCGGCUUCACUCCUUCUCAAUUCUCCGACGUCGCUCUCCGCCUCCGCAACAACGCUCACCUCUCUCUCCGCUUCUUCCUCUUCACCCGCCGCAACUCUCUCUGCUCUCACGACGUCGAUUCCUGCUCAACUCUAAUCCACAUCCUCUCCCGAUCUCGCCUCAAAAGCCACGCUCGCGACGUGCUCCGCCUCGCUCUCCGUAUCCCCUCCUCCGAAGAUCGCGUCCCGAAAGUGUUCCGCUCGUUGAUCAAGAGUUACAAUCGAUGUGGCUCUGCGCCCUUCGUCUUCGAUUUGCUGGUGAAAUCGUGUCUCGACUCGAAAGAGAUCGAUGGUGCUGUGAUGGUGAUGAGGAAGUUGAAGUCUAGAGGAAUCAAUUUACAGAUUACUACUUGCAAUGCUUUGAUCUCAGAGGUCUCGAGGCGUAGAGAUGCUUCCACUGGGUAUAAGCUAUAUAGAGAAGUGUUUGGAUUAGAUGAAGCUAACAAGGUUAAGCCAAAUGUUAACACUUUUAACUUGAUGAUGGUGAGUUUCUACAGAGAAGGUGAAACAGAGAUGGUGGAGAGGAUUUGGAGAGAAAUGGAGGAAGAGGUUGGAUGCUUUCCUAAUGUUUAUAGCUUUAGUGUUUUGAUGGAAACGUAUUGUUUUCGAGGUAUGAUGGUUGAAGCAGAGAGGGUGUGGGAAGAGAUGAGGUUAAAAGGAGUGGUUUAUGAUGUUGUGGCUUACAACACUAUGAUUGGUGGGCUUUGUAGUAACUUAGAGGUUACUAAAGCCAAGAAGCUUUUUGAGGAUAUGGGGUCCAAGGGAGUAGAGUGUACUUCUUUAACUUAUGAUCAUCUCGUUAGAGGGUAUUGUAAAGUUAAGGAUGUUGAUUCGGCUAUGGCUGUUUAUAGGGAGAUGAAAAGUAAGAGUUUUGAGGCAGAGGGUUUAACCAUUGAAGCGUUGGUGGAAGGAUUGUGUGAUGGUAACAAAGAAAGAGUUGUUGAAGCCGCGGAGAUCGUGAAGGAAGCGGUGAGGGAAUCAGAGUUUUGUCCUAGUCGGAAAUGUUAUGAGUUGCUGAUAAAGAGGUUGUGUGAAGAAGGGAAGAUGGAUAGAGCGUUGAGCAUUCAGGCAGAGAUGGUUGGAAGAGGACUUAAACCUAGCCAAGAGACGUAUAAAGCUUUUAUCGACGGGUAUGGAAGAGCAGGUGAUGAAGAAACAUCUUCAUUGUUGGCUAUAGAAAUGGCUGAAUCACUCAAGCUAAGAGAUGAGGAAGAAGAAAGCUAGAAUUUUGAGCUUUCUAUGUAUGUUGCAAGUGACAAAUCUCAACUCAAUUCAUACUGAACAAACACAUCAUUGACCAUUCUUAUUUCUGAAAGUCUCGACUUGUGAAUAGGUCAAGAGGGUAAAACUAAAACAAGAUUGGUUGACAAGUUAUGAGGAGAGACAGAAUCAUAAAAAUCACUCUUACAUAAACACAAAUGGGGAAAAUAAACAGAGAAGUUGUGAAAUGAUGUUUUGCUUAAAAGAUGAUAGCCCAAACGGGGAAGACGACGAGAGCAAUAAUCCCAAGGGUGUUGGAGAUGCCAUUAGCUUUAGUGAAUGCGUUUUUGAAUCCACCAGAAGCUCUAAUGUGUUCUUGAAGCAAGUAACCUCCAAUUCCUAAGCAUAUAAUCAAGCCAACCAGGUUGCCUCGGAAUGUGUAGGCUAUUAGAUUCGGAGCCACCACAAUGAGUAGGAUCGCAGCAGCCGGUAACUCAAACCAUUCUUAUAAACAACAAUAACAGAGAUAGUCAAUCAGCAAUGAGCUUGUGAAGAAGAAUCAAUUUUAUUUAGAAUGGUAACAAACCUCGGAAGUGUUUAGGAAAGAAGAGUUGUAGAACAACAGCUACAAUCGCAAUCCAUUUACCAAUUUCACCUCUAUGAAAUUUAAGACAUUAUAAAGUUAAAGACACAUCUCAGAAUAAAUCGAAGUGUUGCAUCUGGUUUACCUGAAAAGGCUAAAGAUGACAGAAGGAAGGCUGAAGAAGAUGUAAGGAAUCAAAAGUGAUGUGAGCAUAUUGGUCUUCCAGUUAGUUCGGUCCAAGACCAACAAGUAUCUGCAUUUCAUUACAUAACAAGAUCAGCAUAAAGAAACCAAGCAAGAGAGAGGAUAAGUGAGUAAAAGACAGAGAGAGAGAGAGAGAGGGAGAGGUUACAUGGCGGCGACUGAAGCAAUCCAUUCGAGGAUGGAAGUACCAAAGCCUAAACCAGUGAGCAUGAAGGUGUGAUUAGCAAGGUUCUUCGCAGCGGUAGCGAGCUCGUUGAGAUCUGUUCCAAGCAUGUUUUGAAGGGUUCCAUGGUCACUCCUCAUCGGCGUGAAAGUCAUUUACUUGGCCGAAGAAUACAGAGGAAGA